Molecule: messenger RNA, 4291 nt
Organism: Sinocyclocheilus anshuiensis
Lineage: Eukaryota; Metazoa; Chordata; Actinopteri; Cypriniformes; Cyprinidae
Product: palladin-like
Exons: 23
Coding region: 146-3934 (1262 amino acids)
Source: RefSeq, a predicted model, not a curated record
CAAGACAAAAGAAACAUAGGACAGAGAAAAGACCCACAACUCCAUGAAGAAAGAAACACAUCUUUUCUAAUUUUCUGGCAUAGAGAAGUUCAGAAAAACUGGAACCUUCUGACGAGGACGGAUAUUUGCAAAAACUGACUUAAGGAUGCAGGACGGGAGAUGGAAUGACACACUCCCCCUCUCUCUGCUGAUGAAAGAGGCAUGUCCUCCAGGGGGCGUGUCCUUGGAGGGGGAUGGGGGCAUGCUUUCGUUGCCACCUCUUGAUGGCGAGGUUUACUUGGACUCAAUGGCUGAGCUAGAGAGUGGGGACGGGGACUUUCCAGAACUUUCUGCUUUCCUGAGCCAGGAUGAGAUCAGCCUCAGUCUGGACCUGGCUCGAGAAGCCAUGAGUGACGCAGGUGACCCAAAUGACCAAGAUGAACACCCCGUUCCCACAGAGCACCUGCCCCUUUACUCAGAAACCAAAGACCCCAUUCUCCCAGAUUCAGCAUCUCAGUCAACUGACGCCACAUCAGGUAAAGUCACAUCCAAUCAGAGCAUGCCGCUCAGCAGGCCUAACCAGCUCUGCACUGCUCCUGAAUCACCCGAAAAGUUUGUCUGUCAAAAAUCCAUCACACCAGUAUAUAAGCAGGACCGUCCCCGGCUGGUCCACGGAGGCCUGGAGCUUAACGAACGAGCUGCUUCAGCUACUGAGUUCUGCAGCCGAGCUGCUACCUUCAUUGAAGAGCUCUCUUCCAUCUUCAAAGGCUCCACACGUGUGGACCUGCAAGGUGAUGAAGACUCCUCUUCACCUGACAGUGGCUACUUGUCUCCAAGGAGCCAGCGGCUGGCCAUGCUGCAGGCUCAGCCACCUUCAUCAUCUUCAUCUUUCUCUGAGCCCCAGCAGGAAGGUAUGCACCAGGUUCGGGCUGAUGUUGGGUCAGAUGAGCAUCAGGGCCGAGGGGUUAGUCUAGAUGGACCCAAGAGUCCUCCACGCUUCACCCAGAAACUGAAGAGCCAGGAGGUGGCAGAAGGAAGCCCUAUCCGCCUUGAAUGCAGAGUGACUGGAAACCCCCUUCCACUAGUCAGGUGGUUUUGUGAGGGGCGGGAGCUGCACCACUGCCCUGAUAUCCAGAUCUGUCGUGAUGGUGACCUGCACACUCUGGUGAUAACUGAAGCAUUUGAAGACGACACCGGCAGGUACACCUGUGUAGCUUCCAACGCACUGGGAGCAGACAACACCUCUGCAGAGGUCUAUAUUGAAGGUGCUUCUUCUUCAGACUCAGAAGGUGAAGGAUCCGUGUCGAAGUCUAGGUCCGGAGCCAUGCCACAUGACAUCAUCGCACCCAUUUGGGAUUACGCUUUCACUGGCUCUAAAGUCAUUUAUAAGGUCCAGAGUCCAGUUUCUUCACUCUAUGCUGGUGAUGGUCCUGUUAAAGCGCCCCCUACCAUUACUAAGAUGUUGCAGGACGCGCAGGCAUCUGAAGGUCAGGUGGUGGUUCUAGAGUGCCGGGUGAGAGGUAGUCUUCCUCUGCAGGUUCAGUGGUUUCGAGAGGGCCAGGAGAUCCAGGACUCCCCUGACUUCCGAAUCCUGCAGAAGAAGCCAAGAUCAGCAGCAGAACCCGAGGAAAUCUGUACGUUGGUGAUUGCAGAGGCAUUCCCUGAAGACGGAGGUCUGUUUUGCUGCACUGCAACCAACCAAUACGGCUCAGUUAAUAGCACGGCACAACUCACUGUCACCCCAGUUGCUGAAGAGUUGCCCAGCAAUAGUGUAUAUGGGGAUGACAGUGUGUUCGAGGACAACCAAUCAUUCCCACCUCCACCUCCUCCACCAACUGAGAUUAGUUUGUUGGAAGUCCCACCCAAAACCCCGCAGAGUGCUGAAGCCUUCCAGAUCAAUGAGCUGGACAUCUGGCCCAGCGUCACCGCGCUGCCUGUUCAGGUCUCCGCAGAUAAAGAGCCUCAGGAAAGUGUUCCUGACAAACCUCUACAAAAUGGUCAGGCCUUAAACAAGCCACCAGAUGAGAGUCUACAGUCACCUUCAAGCGUGACGGAAACGGCAGCUCCGCCUCCAUCGCCUUCAGCGGUUAAGGCUCCACCUCUCCCCACCAAACCCAAACCUAAACUAUCAAAUGAGCAAGCAGACGACCUCUCAAAUGAAAGGAAACAAUCCACCCCUCCGCCCUUUCUCAGCUCCAGCACUCUAUCCUCUCCUGCUGGCUUGCCACAAGACUUCCCUCCUCCACCUCCACCGCCUCCUCCACCUGUCACGUCAAGCCCCACUCGCUCAGACACCUCCUCGCCCUUCAAGUCCACUCCACAGUCACCAGCCGGGUUUCUGGUGUCGGUGCUUCCAGCCACACCACCUCCACCACCAGUGAAUGCUUUGGGGCUGCCCAAGGGUAACGGCACAGUGGCUUUGCCACGUAAGACUACACCCCGCACACCACGCAUCAUCUCUGAUUCAGAGAUCCAGGGCUCCAAAGAUGCUGUCAUACAAGACCUGGAGAGAAAACUACGCUUCAAAGAGGAGAGACUGAGCAAUGGACAGCAGAGGUUAACCUAUGAGGAGAAGAUGGCUCGCAGACUGCUGGGUGCUGACAAUGCUGCCACAGUGUUUAACACACAGCAGGUGGAGGAGGAGCCAGUCACACAGGAAGGCAGCUCAACUGACUCAGAGUCUGUCCCUCAAAAGGAGUAUAAAGUGUCCAGCUUCGAGCAGCGGUUGAUCAGCGAGAUCGAGUUCCGUCUGGAGCGCUCGCCUGUGGAGGAAUCUGACGAUGACGUUCAGCAUGAUGAAGACACUCCCGGAGAGGUCGCACCGUUCUUCGAUCAGAAGCUCAAGCAUUACAAGGUCUUCGAAGGAAUGCCUGUGACCUUCAGCUGCCAGGUCAUCGGCAACCCAAAGCCAAAGGUGUACUGGUUUAAGGACGGAAAGCAGAUCUCAAAGCGCAGUGAACACUACCGUAUCAGUCGUGAUCCAGACGGCACAUGUUCCCUGCACACAGCGGCUGCCUCGCUAGAUGAUGAUGGGAACUACACCAUUAUGGCAGGCAACCCAGCGGGGAGAGUGAGCUGUACUGGAAGGAUGAUGGUCCAGGCUGUUAACCAAAGGGGGAGAAGUCAGCGCUCCACACCUGGACAUAUCCGCAGACCACGCUCAAGGUCCAGAGACAGCGGUGAUGAGAAUGAGAAUAUUCAGGAACGUCACUUCCGCCCACAUUUUCUGCAGGCCCCCGGUGACCUUAUUGUGCAGGAGGGUAAACUCUGCCGCAUGGACUGCAAGGUAAGUGGCCUGCCAACACCUGACCUCAUCUGGCAGCUGAAUGGCCAGACCAUCCGUCCAGACCCCUCCCACAAGAUGCUGGUGAGGGAGAACGGGGUUCACUCAUUGGUCAUUGAGCCUGUCACUAGCAGAGAUGCAGGAGUUUACACGUGCAUCGCCAGCAACAGAGCUGGACAGAACUCAUUCAACCUAGAGCUCAUUGUUGCAGCCAAAGAGAUGCAUAAAGCUCCAUGUUUCAUUGAGAAACUCCAGAACACAAGUGUCGCUGAGGGGCACCCAGUGCGUCUAGAGUGCCGUGUGUCUGGAGUCCCAUUCCCACAGAUCUUCUGGAAGAAAGAGAACGAGUCCUUCACUCAUAACACCGACAGGAUAAGCAUGCACCAGGACAACUUUGGUUACCUCUGUAUGAUCAUCCAGCCGACUCUGAAGGAAGACGCAGGCUGGUACACAGUUUCAGCUAAGAACGAAGCUGGCAUCAUCUCCAGUACAGCACGUCUCGACGUACACGCCCAGUGGCAGCAGACUCACACCCCGAAGCCCAAGAAGGUGCGUCCAUCAGCGAGCCGCUACGCCGCUCUGACAGAACGGGGUCUGGAUGUGAAGGCAGCCUUCUUCCCAGACUCCAAUCCUCUUCCUCCUGGCACCCUAGUGGAGAGUGACGACCUGUAGAGACUAGCAUGGAGGAUCUGACCUUCGAACCCCAAUCCCUUGAUCCAGCGUACUCCAUAAUCCCCACCCAUUUCCCAACAAAACCCUCUUGCUGGGGUCAGAUGAAAAAGUGAUCGAUUGGCUUUGAAUAGCGAUCUAAGCAUUUCCUCAGAGAUUUGGAUUGUUGGUAUUAUCACUUCUUCUCCGUCUGAGGAGGACCAUUUGCUUUACUCUUAUUUCAGUUGUUUUCUGAGGGGAAGUGAUGUGGGUGCUUAAGUGAGGUCAUAUCCUGCUUGUAAACAGACUUGAUGGUUCGCUGGCGCACUUAACACACACACACACACACACACACACACACACACACACACACACACACCC